AUGUCCGUGAAGGACGAUGAUCCUGCCACGAAUUUCGCUUCACGAAUAGCUACUGUGACGUCUCUAUUCGCUAUUCUUAGUUGUUCUACUCUAUAUACGGCUACAGUCACAGAAGUCGAGAUAUUCUUGGCCAGCUAUGAGAAACUUGUGACGUCAUUUCAGUUAUACUUCCAUAGUCAGCUGGCACUGUGCCCACCAGGAACGCCAAUUCCUUGUGGUAAACACCAGUUCCCUCUACAGGUGCUUAUACCAGAAAAUGCUCCAAGUAGUUACGAAAGCCAAUUCGGUUCCAUUCGGUACCAGGAAACUCAUCAGACCACUUACGAUGAUUUGCAAUCACUGGCCGUGGAGCGGUUGAAAAGAGGUGCUUAUUACUCACGAAGGACAGCAUACGCGGAGUACGGCGUUCAAGAGCGAAGGGAAGAAAGAGGUGGCACCGGUCGGGCGGAGCCUCGACGGCGUCAUAGCCCAUAUGAACCUAAAAUAUGCGACUGCACAGUUAUCCAGUGCCCACGUGGUCCUCGUGGCCCUCCCGGAAGCAAUGGUGUGCCGGCGGAUGACGGAUUACCAGGUGUUCCGGGUCGCCCUGGUGUCGAUGGAGUGUAUUUAGGGAGAAGAAACGGUUUGCCCGCCAUGUCCACCGGGGCCUCGUGGAGAGGACGGAUCACGAGGAGAGCAAGCUUCGCUUCCAUAAGGAUUGCUUCAGGUGAACAAGGAAGGCCAGGUGUCGCUGGAUUGCCAGGAACUGAUGGAACAAAUGAACCAGGACCCGUUGGAGCUCCUGGAAACAGGGGUCAAUCAGGAAGACCUGGAAAACAGGGCCUACCUGGUGAAGCUGGACAAGAUGCAGUUCAACUCAUUGGGGUUCCUGGACCAAAAGGAGAACGUGGUCCGCCUGGAUUUCCUGGUCCACGCGGAGAUCCGGGACUCAGUGGACUACCCGCUCCUCCAGGACUUGAAGGACCGCCAGGACCUGUUGGAGAGCCAGGUGAUCAAGGUGAUUUCGGGAUACGUGGUGCUCCAGGACGUAAGGGCCCUCCAGGAGAAGAUGGAGGAUACUGUCAGUGUCCUCCUAGAGAAGGAACUGGAGUGGCGAACCGUGGCGGCAUGCAAAGCCUUCCUACCAGUUGGGAGGAAUAUCCACAGCCCCGAAAUGAGUACCCAAAGGAAAAGCCGCCACUGUCGAUAAGGCCCCAGUUCACUGAAGACGAAUAUAUCGAAUAUCAACGCAGAACUAAAAACAAACAUUACAGGGAUACUCAUCAAGCCCAUGUCUGGCGUUCUCCAAAUGCUGCAAUGAUAACAUAUCGUGACUCCAGAGAGAAGAAAACACCACACCGACGACUCCCUAUUGUUCGGCAUUUCGAGGGCAAAAAGGCGACGAGGAACGGCGAUACGAUCGAGUUUGAACUUCGUGCUCGAUGA
Messenger RNA from Cooperia oncophora, 1425 nucleotides. Lineage: Eukaryota; Metazoa; Nematoda; Chromadorea; Rhabditida; Trichostrongylidae. The record is from the annotation of a GenBank genome assembly.